AUGGCUGCUUUAAACCUCUCAUCUCCAACACACUCUCCUUACUCUCUUCGACUGCUUUCCAAUUUUUCUAAUUCCAGAAAUGCCCCCGCUCUUUCUUUCAAUUCCCUUCCCAACCCCGCCGCUUUCUUCCACUCCGCAUCCUUCAAGCACAGAUCGCCGGCGAAGCGCCGCCGCCCCGGCCUCGUCGUCUCCGCGCUGCAGAAGUUGUCGGAGACUGAGUCGGUGACGGUUUCCUCCGAUUCUGACGGAAACUUCCCGUCCGAGUCCGGUGUUUACGCCAUUUACGACAGCGGCGGCGACCUUCAGUUCUAG
Messenger RNA from Salvia miltiorrhiza (redroot sage), 312 nucleotides. RefSeq names its product bifunctional monothiol glutaredoxin-S16, chloroplastic-like. Bases 1 to 312 code for a protein of 103 amino acids. Lineage: Eukaryota; Viridiplantae; Streptophyta; Magnoliopsida; Lamiales; Lamiaceae. The record is from RefSeq and is a predicted model, not a curated record. The transcript has a single exon.